CUCCAAACUAUCGACUUUGGUCAGUCUCUGUGUCCUCCAACCAUGGGUACAGCGGUUUAGGGGGGCGCCGCACAAUCACAGACCCAGAGGGGCGCCAUCAAAAGACAACAUCACGUCAAGAGGAAGAAAUCGUUGCUUUCAGCUUGAAGGGGGGACUACGGCGGAUUGACCAAUUAACUUGAGGGGAAAACCUGCCAUCUCUGGGAAAAGGAAUAUCUCUUUCUCCAUUCUUCAUCCAUCAGCAGUUUUCAUUUCACAUUUUCCCAGGGUUAGACGAUACUGAAUUGGAUUAUAAAGAAUCUUUUUGGGACAAUUUCAGCAUCCAAGUGAAAGCUUUUGCAUUAUCCUCUGAGGUCGACUGUGCCCUUUACCAUCUGAGGGGAUCUACCUGCUUAUCCUCUCCACCUGGAACAACUUAGAUGAGCUCAACCUGCUAAUAACUCACCAAACAACAAGUGCAAGGCCACUGCAUUUCUGCAACAUUGAACCAACCAUCUGCUUUUUACAUGCAGCUGGCCACCUCUGGAUCAACUCUAUUUUUUACCAGAAUUCACUGAACUCCUUCUUCUUCUCUCCUGCCCCCCCCCACCUCUUACUCUUUUCUCCUUGUUUUGAUUGGUGUAUGUUAGUGAGCCGUUCAAGAUGCUGUUGAAGAUGAAAUUCACCCAGCAGAGGCGGGUGCGUCUCGCCCAGGGCCUGUGGCUGCUGUCCUGGAUGGCAGUUAUGUGGGGGGCCUUCAUCUUUUGUCUCGGGGUUUACCUUAAGAUAGAGCUGCUCCGUAGAGCCGAGGUAAUGGACAACACAGAGAUCCACGUGGUGCCCAACAUCCUGAUGAUGGUGGGCCUGGCCUCCAUCGGCACCAACUGGGUGGCCAGUCGUGUCUGUCAGGACUCCUUGGAUGCAACUCGUUUCCCCCGUUGGAAGGUUGUCCUGUUGGCCUGGUUUGUUGUAGCUGCACUGCUCAGUUGUCUGCUCCUUGCUGUUGUGGUGCUCAGCUACGCCCUGCAGGGAAGCCUGGAGGAAUCUCUGAAGGUGGGCCUGAGGAAUGGCAUUCGUUUCUACAAGGACACAGAUGUGCCAGGCCGCUGUUUUCAGAAAGAGACCAUCGAUCGUCUGCAGAUGGAGUUUCGUUGUUGUGGAAACAGCAACUUCAAGGACUGGUUUGAGGUUCAGUGGGUCAGCAACAGAUACCUGGACUUCACCUCCAAGGAUGUCAAGGAUCGUAUCCGGAGUAAUGUGGAUGGCCGUUACCUGUUGGAUGGUGUACCUUUCAGCUGCUGUAACCCAGCCUCCCCUCGCCCCUGCCUGCAGUACCACCUGACAGAUAACAGUGCCCACUACAACUACGAGUACCAAGCAGAGGAGCUCAACCUGUACAGCCGCGGCUGUAGGCAGGCUCUGAUCGACUACUACAUGGGCUUGAUGAAUUCAACUGGUCCUGGUGUGUUGUCAGUCAUCUUCGUACAGAUGUCGGUGCUUGUGAGCCUGCGGUACCUGCAGACGGCUGUGGAAGGAGCCAUGGCUCUGGAGGACCCAGAGGGCGACAGUGACGGUUAUCUUCUGGAGAAGGGAGUGAAAGAAACCUUUGAGGAUGUCAAAGCCAAUGUCCUCAACAUGCUAAAGUUAGGGCAGGUUGACCCCACCGAAGGGUCCCCUGAGGAUGCCGAGAAGGCUGCCUCUCCAUCUCCUGCCAGCUAGAGGGGAACAAAAAAAGUUCAAAUAUGAGUUGAGGAGGAAAGGAUGCAGGGGGGUGGGAGGGGUGUGUCUGUGGUUUCUUGGUUGUGUGAGUUGGCUGAUGGCGGGUAAAACACCUGUUGGGUUUUGACAUGUUAGGCUUGAUUUAUUCUCCACCAAUGCAGCAGCCGCAGCUUCCUUGCACAUGGCCAAAACAAGGCAAAAACAUAGGGAAUCUUAUCGGGCCCUGCACAGACACCAAAACAAACAUCUCCUCUAUGCAGGAGCUCAUGAAUGUGUAACCAUCAGAGAAUCUGUUCGGGAGAUGUGUAGUACUUUUUGUUGCAACUAGAAGAGUGUACAUUCACUUUAAAUGGAUGUAGCGUACACAGGCACAUAUUUAACACGUUUUGACAUUUUGAAUUAAAUUUGACACAGUCACUAUCACAUGAUGCUUAAAUUUCAUCCCAUGUGCACUGUUUUAUUCAUCUCACAGCUGUAGACUUUGUACUAAACUGCAAUGAAAUGCUUAGGGAUCUUAAAAUGGCAACGCACGUGAAUUAUACAUUAAAGGUAGAAGUUUUUAACUGCUUUGUAGUGUCGGCUUCCUUUUGUACAUGUAAUAUUAUAGAGGAUUGUAUAAACUGACUGUGGGUUAUCUGAGUUCAGCAAGGAGAGUUGGAUUAAGUGUGUGUGUUUGUGUGUAUAUGUGUAUGUGAGUGUGGUGCCCUAUAUGAAGCUGUCAUCUAGUCUAUUCUGGCAGCUCUGAAACAAUCUGAUAAUCCUGGUGUAGUUAAUCCCAGAACUGCUGCACAAGCAGUAUCAGCGCACACUGACAGCACACACGAACACACUCCAUCACACAGAGACAGAAACAGCACACUGAUACAACAACGUUGGAAGUGGUUUUAUAAAGCAAAGCCGUUUUUAAAUGCUUUUUACUCGCAAAAGGAUAUAUGAUGGUGAUCUGUCCUAGCUACAGGUAUAUCCUAUGUGUGCUCAUUCUUCUUAAAUAAAACUCUAUCACAGAAUGA
Messenger RNA from Seriola dumerili (greater amberjack), 2708 nucleotides. RefSeq names its product peripherin-2-like (gene rom1b). NCBI's taxonomy places the organism in Eukaryota, Metazoa, Chordata, Actinopteri, Carangiformes, Carangidae. Gene Ontology annotation, biological process: visual perception. Bases 643 to 1698 code for a protein of 351 amino acids. The record is from RefSeq and is a predicted model, not a curated record. Gene Ontology annotation, cellular component: membrane. The transcript has 5 exons.